UCCCUCUCUUUGAACACCCCCCCCCCAAGAACAAACAUCGCCUCGCCGACUGUUCGAUUCUCUUCGAUCUCGUCGAUCGUCUCGUGUUGAUCUCCGCCCUUGUCCGGAGAGAUUUGCGACAAACCCUGUCUCUUCGGGUUGGCUCAGUUAGCGUACGGGCAGUACUACGACGACGACUCGGCCGCUACAAAGUCGCGCAAUUUGUCGCGGGAUCCUUCUCGGCAAUGCGACGCUGGUUCGCAGCGAAAUCUCUCUCGCGAGAGGAAACCUUCUUGUCGUUCUCUUCGGUUAAAUUAUUCGCGCGUUUUCAGGCUCUUCUUCGUUCAGAUCGCAGAGAUGUCCGGCGAUUCUCAUGGCCCUAGUCCCAUGGGCCUCCUGUGCAAUGCCAGCGCCGGUGCCGCCGCUGGGGUUAUUGCCGCUACGUUUGUAUGUCCACUGGAUGUUAUAAAGACGAGGUUUCAGGUUCAUGGGCUGCCAAAGCUUGGCGAUGGAAGCGUCAAAGGUAGUUUGAUUGUUGGUAGUCUGGAGCAUAUUUUUAAGAAAGAAGGGAUGCGUGGCUUAUACCGUGGGCUUUCACCAUCAGUGAUGGCGCUUCUCCCGAAUUGGGCGGUUUAUUUUACAAUGUAUGACCAGCUCAAGAGCUUCCUCUGUUCAAAUGACGAGGACCACAAACUUAGUGUUGGCGCUAACAUGAUAGCUGCCUCUGGUGCUGGAGCUGCAACUACAAUUGCCACCAAUCCUCUUUGGGUUGUGAAGACUAGACUUCAGACCCAGGGAAUGAGAGCAGGUGUGGUACCAUACAAAAGUACACUAUCUGCCUUGAGGAGAAUAGCUCACGAGGAAGGAAUCCGUGGCUUAUACAGUGGUCUUGUGCCUGCUUUGGCCGGUAUCAGUCAUGUAGCCAUUCAGUUCCCCACGUAUGAGAAGAUCAAAAUCUAUUUGGCUAAGAAAGGUAAUACAACAACGGAUAAACUUAGUGCCCGCGAUGUAGCAGUGGCCUCAUCGAUUGCAAAGAUAUUUGCUUCCACAUUAACCUACCCACACGAGGUUGUGCGAGCAAGGCUGCAAGAGCAAGGCCACCACAGCGAAAAACGCUACACAGGAGUAAGGGACUGCAUCAAGAAGGUGUUCCAGAAGGACGGAUUGUCGGGUUUCUACAGAGGCUGUGCCACCAACCUUCUUAGAACCACCCCAGCUGCCGUUAUCACUUUCACCAGCUUCGAGAUGAUCCGUCGCUUCCUCGUCAGUCAUUUGCCUUCUGACCCUCAUCCUCACACUCUCUGAGCUCAAAGCAUGUCAUCAUCAUCACCAUCAGCUUGAACUGAAGAGAUGACAUUAUCACAUUAUUCUUCCUCUCAUCCGCCGUGAUCGUCCAACAGCUGGACCUCAUGUGACUAAAGCAACAUGACAGCUCAUCCUCCAUCGACCAUCAGAAGAAGAGUGAGGCGAGGGAGGUUGAAAAGCUUUGGAUCCAGACGGAAGUUUCAACCAAAUGGAAUAAUAAAUAGUAAAUGAUUAGUGGUUGCUUCUUUUUCUUCUUCUUCUUCUUUUACCCAUUUCUGUCAGCAAUAUUACUGUAUAAAGGAAUUGGAUCGUCUAAACAAGUCUUGAAAAACUACA
Molecule: messenger RNA, 1620 nt
Organism: Tarenaya hassleriana
Lineage: Eukaryota; Viridiplantae; Streptophyta; Magnoliopsida; Brassicales; Cleomaceae
Product: nicotinamide adenine dinucleotide transporter 1, chloroplastic
Exons: 10
Coding region: 337-1284 (315 amino acids)
Biological process (GO): NAD transmembrane transport
Molecular function (GO): NAD transmembrane transporter activity
Source: RefSeq, a predicted model, not a curated record